Molecule: messenger RNA, 1636 nt
Organism: Plectropomus leopardus (leopard coralgrouper)
Lineage: Eukaryota; Metazoa; Chordata; Actinopteri; Perciformes; Serranidae
Source: RefSeq, a predicted model, not a curated record
CCCUCCGCCUCACCGCGCGACAGGAAGUUGGGAUGAAAACAAGAGCGGAAGCUGAAUUUAUCCUAAAAAAUGGAGUAAAAAGAUAAAGCAGCAGUUUUGUGGAGGAGCAGCUUGUGGUCGGAGGAUGUCUAACGCGGCUCGGAGCGGGGACAUCAUCCACCUGAACGUCGGCGGAAAGCGGUUCAGCACCUCCCGACAGACUCUGACGUGGGUCCCUGACUCCUUUUUCUCAAGUCUUCUGAGCGGUCGCAUCUCGACUCUGAAGGAUGAAACCGGAGCUAUCUUCAUCGACAGGGACCCCUCUCUGUUCGCCACCAUACUCAACUUCCUGCGGACCAAAGAGCUGUACCCCCGCUCCAUCAACGUGCACAUGCUCAUGCACGAGGCCGAGUUCUACGGCAUCACGCCGCUGGUGCGAAAGCUGCAGCUGUGUGACGAGCUGGACCGAUCCUCCUGCGGAAACGUGCUGUUUAACGGCUACCUGCCUCCACCAGUGUACCCGGCGAAGCGCCGUAAUCGUCAUAGUGUGGCGGGAUCGCAGUUCAUGGCGGGACGAAUGGCGCCGGCAGAAAGAGCACCGGUCAGACGCAGCAACACGAUGCCCCCCAACCUGGGGAACUCUGGGAUACUGGGCCGAGCGAGCGCCGAGGAGAGGACGCCUGGAGGUCAGUUAUCAGACACCGGCAUGGUUCGGAUCAUCUGUGGUCAUCACAACUGGAUCGCUGUGGCGUACGCACAGUUCGUUGUCUGUUACAGGGUGAAGGAGUCCACCGGGUGGCAGCAGGUCUUCACGUCUCCUCGUCUGGAUUGGGUGAUCGAUAGAGUCGCUCUCAAUGCCAAAGUGAUGGCGGGCUCGCUGGGAGACAACGAUAAGAUGGUGGCGGUGGCCUCGGGGACGGAGAUCAUCCUGUGGGCCAUCUGUCCUGACGGCAACGGGAACGAAAUCGGCGUCUUCAGCCUCAACGUGCCGGUGGAGGCUCUCUUCUUCGUUGGUAACCAGCUGAUCGCCACCAGCCACACGGGGAAGGUCGGGGUUUGGAACGCCGUCACCAAACACUGGCAGAAUCAGGACGUUGUUCCCAUCAGCAGCUACGACACCGCCGGCUCCUUCCUCAUCCUCGGCUGCAACAACGGAUCCAUCUAUUACAUCGACGUGCAGAAGUUCCCUCUCAGGAUGAAGGAUAACGACCUGCUGGUGACGGAGCUGUACAGAGACCCGACUGAGGACGCCAUCACCGCCCUCAGCGUCUACCUGACUCCUAAAACCAGUGACAGCGGGAACUGGAUAGAGAUCGCGUACGGGACCAGCUCAGGGACGGUUCGGGUCAUCGUUCAGCACCCGGAGACGGUCGGCUCGGGCCCGCAGCUCUUCCAGACCUUCUCUGUCCACCGCAGCCCCGUCACCAAGAUCAUGCUGUCCGAGAAACACCUCAUCUCAGUUUGUGCCGACAACAACCACGUGCGGACGUGGACGGUGACGCGCUUCAGAGGGAUGAUCUCCACCCAGCCGGGGUCCACGCCGCUCACCUCCUUCAAGAUCCUCAGCCUGGACGACGUGGACGGACACGGAGGCUGCAGCGCCGGGACGGAGAUAGGAGUUACAGUGAGCAGAGGGCCGUCCGCUGUUCGGGUCUGA